CACUAUAGAAUGAAUGCCACAAUGGAAUCUCAUGUACUUAUCACUUAUCUUCAUCAUUUGCCAGCUCAUGGCCCCCGCCUCCUAGAUUAUUUUGCAGCAAAUCCAGACAUCAUAUCAUUUCAUCUAUAAAUUAUAAGUGUACUUUUACAAGGUGGAUUUACUCUUUGUAGCUAUCUUAUGUUGGAACAAAACCUGCUCUAAUUGACUUUGCUUUAGAAGGUGGUUAGAUUAUUAGGAUAGAGGAGUCAGUAAUUAAAUUUUGUUUUUGUUUGUUACACAGGAGUCCAGGUCUUACGUAAAAUGGAUGUUUCUCACACUAAAUACUGAAUGUUAAGUAGAAAAUCUAUUUAGUAAAAUCUAAGCUGCCAUGGAAGAAAUACCAGUAAAAGUUGCUGUAAGAAUUAGACCUCUGCUGUACAAAGAAGUUCUGCAUAAUCAUCAAGCUUGUGUGAGAGUUAUUCCAAACACUCAGCAGAUUAUCAUUGGGAGAGAUAGAGUCUUUACUUUUGAUUUUGUUUUUGGCAAAAAUUCCACUCAAGAUGAAGUUUAUAAUACGUGUAUAAAGCCACUGGUGUUGUCACUCAUUGAGGGCUAUAAUGCAACCGUUUUUGCCUAUGGACAAACUGGAUCUGGGAAGACGUACACCAUUGGAGGAGGCCAUGUUGCUUCAGUUGUGGAGGGUCAAAAGGGUAUCAUUCCUCGAGCUAUCCAAGAAAUAUUUCAAAAUAUCUCUGAAAAUCCUAGCAUUGACUUUAAUAUAAAAGUGUCUUAUAUAGAAGUAUACAAGGAAGACCUAAGAGAUCUUCUAGAACUGGAGACAUCUGUAAAGGAUCUUCACAUCCGAGAAGAUGAAAAAGGAAACACAGUGAUUGUUGGGGCCAAGGAGUGCCAGGUGGAGAGUGCAGAUGAAGUGAUGAGUCUCCUGGAGAUGGGGAAUGCAGCCAGGCAUACAGGUACCACCCAAGUGAACGAGCACUCCAGUAGAUCACAUGCAAUUUUUACUAUCAGCAUUUGUCAAGUGGAGAAAAAUGUAGAGGCGGCUGAAGAUGGAUCGUGCUAUUCCCAUCGGCAUAUUGUCUCAAAGUUCCACUUUGUGGAUUUGGCUGGAUCAGAAAGAGUAACCAAAACGGGGAAUACUGGUGAACGGUUCAAAGAAUCCAUUCAAAUCAACAGUGGGCUGCUGGCUUUAGGAAACGUAAUAAGCGCUCUUGGGGACCCACGCAGGAAGAGUUCACAUAUUCCAUAUAGGGAUGCCAAAAUUACCCGGCUUCUGAAAGAUUCUCUGGGAGGCAGUGCCAAGACUGUCAUGAUCACUUGUGUCAGCCCAUCCUCCUUGGAUUUUGAUGAGUCCUUAAAUUCUCUCAAAUAUGCCAACAGAGCACGCAACAUUAGAAACAAACCCACCUUAAACUUCAGCCCUGAGUCAGACCGUAUGGACGAAAUGGAAUUUGAGAUUAAGUUGCUUCGAGAAGCUUUGCAAAGCCAGCAGGCUAGUAUCAGCCAAACCAGCCUGAUCCAUCGAGAGGAGACUCCUGAUAAAAAUAGGAUCCAUUCUCUUGAGGAGCAAGUAGCUCAGCUACAAGGAGAAUGUCUGGGUUACCAAAAUUGUAUAGAGGAAGCCUUUACGUUCCUGGUGGACUUAAAAGAUGCUGUGAGACUAAACCAAAAGCAGCAACACAAACUACAGGAGUGGUUUAACAUGACUCAGGAUGUCAGGAAGGCGAUUCUCACCUCCUUCAGAGGAAACCAAGGCAGUGGAAACCUGGGAGAGGAACCACAGCAUAUUACAGUUCUCCAGCUGAAACGAGAGCUUAAGAAAUGCCAGUGUGCUCUCGCUGCUGAUGAAGUAGUAUUUAAUCAGAAGGAGCUGGAGGUGAAGGAACUAAAGAAUCAGGUGCAAACGAUGGUACAGGAAAACAAAAGACAUGUUGUAUCUUUGAAAGAAGCACAAAAAGUGAACAUAUUGCAGAAUGAAAAAAUAAUAGAGCAACAACUUCUUGUGGAUCAACUGAGUGAAGAACUAACAAAACUUAACCUAUCAAUGACUUCUUCAGCUAAGGAAACUUGUGGAGAUGGGCCAGAUGCCAGGAUACCUGAAGAGAGACCAUAUACUGCACCAUUUGAUACUCGUUUGGGGCAUUAUAUUUAUAUCCCAGCAAGAUCAAAUUCAAGGAAGGUCUACACAAGUCCUUCUGUGUACUCUCUGGAUCGAGUAGUUGCCGGAUUUCGAACACGAAGUCAGAUGCUGCUCGGUCACAUAGAAGAACAAGAUGAAGUACUCCACUGCCAAUUUUCUGAUAACAGUGAUGAUGAAGAAUCAGAAGUCCAAGAGAAAUCUGAAAUUAGAUGUAGAAGUCACUCAUGGAUUCAAAAGCCAUUCAAAAAGCCAGACUCUGUUUGUUCUCUUGUUGAAUUGAAUGAUAUUCAGGAUCAAACACAAAAGUCAAGUUUGGGGAAUGAAGAUUUAAAGAUUGACUGUCUCCAGGAAAGUCAAGAGUUGAAUUUGCAAAAAUUAAGGAAUUCAGAACUCAUACUUACUGAAGCUAAACAAAAGAUGAGAGAACUUACAAUUAACAUCAAGAUGAAGGAAGAUCUGAUUAAAGAAUUAAUAAAAACAGGUAACGAUGCCAAGUCUGUAAGCAAACAGUAUUCUCUGAAAGUAACAAAACUUGAGCACGAAGCAGAACAGGCGAAAGUGGAAUUAACUGAAACACAAAAGCAGCUACAGGAACUGGAAAACAAAGAUCUUUCUGAUGCUGCUUUGAAGGUAAAAUUACAGAAGGAGUUCCGUAAAAAGAUGGAUGCUGCAAAGCUAAGAGUCCAGGUCUUACAGAAGAAGCAACAAAAUAGUAAGAAAUUGGCAUCACUGUCCAUCCACAAUGAGAAACGUGCUAAUGAACUAGAGCAGAAUAUAGAUCACAUGAAAUUUCAAAAGGUACAGCUGCAAAAAAGACUUCGAGAAGAAAACGAAAAAAAGAAGCAACUGGAUGCAGAAAUUAAGCGGGAUCAACAAAAAAUCAAAGAACUAAAAUUAAAAACAGAACAGGAAGAAGGUCUAAAACUGAAAGCUGAGGAUCUAGAUGCAUUGAAGAUGAAAAGGAAAAAAGGUUCGUUUGGAAAUAUAGACCAACUCCAGAAAUUGGAUGAGCAAAAGAAAUGGUUAGAUGAAGAAGUAGAGAAAGUUCUGAACCAACGCCAAGAAUUAGAAGAGCUGGAAGAAGACUUAAAGAAACGGGAGGCUAUAAUUUCUAAGAAGGAGGCCCUGUUACAGGAGAAGAACCACCUGGAAAAUAAGAAGUUGAGAUCUAGUCAGGCCUUAAACACGGAUAGUUUGAAAAUAUCAACUCGCCUGAACUUGCUGGACCAAGAGUUGUCUGAAAAGAACGCGCAGCUCCAGAGCAGCCCAGCUGAGGAGAAAAUAAAGAUUUCAGAACAAGUUCAAGUCCUCCAGAAAGAAAAGGAUCAGCUACAGAGACGAAGAAACAGUGUGGAUGAGAAACUUAAAAAUGGUAGCGUGUUAUCACCUGAAGAAGAACAUGUUCUUUUCCAACUUGAAGAAGGAAUUGAAGCUUUGGAAGCUGCAAUUGAAUAUAAGAAUGAAAGUAUCCAGAGUCGCCAGAACUUGCUCAGAGCUUCAUUACAAAACCUCUCUCAUAGUGAAGCAGAUGUCUUGGAAAAACUAAUUUGCCUGAGUCCUACUGAGAUUAGAGCUAUUCUUUUCAGAUAUUUCAAUAAGGUGGUUAAUUUGCGAGAAGCUGAACGGAAACUACAGUUACAGAAUGAAGAAAUUAAAAUGCAGGUUCUGGAACGAGAUAAUAUAGUCCGUGAGUUGGAAUCUGCACUGGAACAUCUGAAAUUGCAGUGUGACCGGAGACUGAUGCUCCAGCAAAAGGAACAUGAGCAAAAAAUGCAGUUGCUGUUACAUCAUUUCAGAGUUUUUGGAUUAUUUUUAGAUCAUGAUGCUGGAGAUGGAGUCCUGAACCCAGAAGAAGCAGGUGUGGUUUCAGAAGAAUUAAAAUGGGCCUCAAGAACUGAAAGUAUGAAAUUAAGUGGAAGGGAAAGAGAAUUAGACAGUUCAGCAAGCAGCUUAAGAACACAACCAAAUCCUCAGAAGCUCUGGGAAGAUGGACCAGAAUUACCUCCAAUUUACAGCUCUUUAGCACCCACUAGUGGAUAUUUGUUAAGCACUGAGGAUAAAACAGAAAUAGAUGAAAAUCAGUUUACAAAAUCUCAUAAUCGACCCUCGCCCCAAAUUCAGCCAGUGGGAAAUGUGGGACAGCUUCAUGGUGUCACACCUGUAAAGUUGUGUCGCAAAGAAUUACGUCAGAUUUCUGCCUUGGAACUAUCAUUACGACGUUCCGGUCUUGGAGUUGGGGUUGGAUCUAUGACUGCUGAUUCCAUCGAAGUAGCUAGGAAACCGAGUGACUUAAAAAUUUAGGCAUUUAAUAAUAGAACUUUUAAUUUAGUAGAUGUGUAAGAUUCCUUUUUCUAACCUGUUAAAGUUAAAGCUUAAGCUCACUAGCUCUUCCCUCAGGAUAAAGGAAGAAGGGAAGGAAGGAAUCCCUAAUCCUUUGUACACUAUAGAUGUAUAUAUCUUCUGUAGUACAUUUGAGGAGUUUUAAUGAGCAUUUACCUAAUAACCAGACACACUUUCCAAUACUAUCAAGUAAUGGAACAUUUAAAUAUUUCCACUUAUAAAUUUGCUUAAAAUGUUUUCCAGGUGUAUUUGAAGAACAAAACUAAGAGUAGAAUAACAAACUAAAAUAUCCAUCAAAUGCAUAUUAUUAUAUAAUAUAAAAGUAUAUUAUAAAGUAUAUUAUAAAAGUAUGUUAUAAUACAAUAAUAUAAUAUCUUAUGUUUGUAUUAUUGUUAUUCUCAAAUACAGGUAUGUUUUUGUUAUUUUAAAAAGAUCCAAUUAAAUAUUGCUUGUAUCAGAGAGAGAGGCACCUGCUGCAUAUGUUUUGGCACAGCUGAAAAUUUAUGCCAAAAUACAGUCUGUGGGCUAAGGCAACUGGCUGGGUUUAUGGAUUAAAGUUAAUUUAUGGUCCUCAGAGACCACAGAGGUUGAGUGAUUCAGUUUUGACUUUUUAAACAUGGUCUUUGCUCUUUUUCUGGAAUUGUUUUUAGAAUAUUAUUGGUUUGCUAAUAUUUGGAAUAUAUGUUUUCAUCUCUCUCCUGCCCUGUCUAUUCAACAUCUCUCUCAUUGUGCUAAGAUUGGGGGAAAUGGAUGCAGCUCCAUGGAACAGAGACACGAUGAUAGAAUAACACUAAAGCAUUCUAACAUUUCAAGGGAAAGGUGUCUGCCUGUAAAGCUUGAAGUCUAGCCAGAGGAUCUUUAGCUAAUAAGCUGAUGGGCUUAAUCUGAAAUUUUUCUCUACAACCUGCUUAGUCAGGACUUGCACACAGGCCAGAUGCUGCAGCGGUAAAUAUGUAAAUGAACAUUUUUCUUCAAGAUUUUUUUCAUCUAAAUCUUAUAAACUUCAAUUUGGAAUUAAGAACUAAACAUUGAUUUGCCCCACAAGUACAGUUUGUACUUUUUCCUCAUAUUUUUCAAUCAUAGAAAAUAUCCCAUUAUAAUGACCGGAGGUUUUAUUUUGUUACUUAUGUUUUGUUACUUUUCCAAACUUUCACUUGUAAAAUAAAAUUGUUUCUUAAACUGAUUAAUGUUUGUGUGGGACAGUAGCCAAACCACCCUGACUUAUGGAUGCCUACUCAACUAGAGUUACCCACUUCCUUGCUGACUCCAUUUUUUUCUUAUCUGAUGUUGCUACUAAUUUUUUUCUUUUGUCCUUUUCUCUGUUGCUGUUGACCCUGACCAUAUUACCUAAGACUCAAACAGUCACCCUGUGCUCAAAGUUUUAAGGUUUUGUUUUGCUAGUUUCUAGCCCGUGGAGAGUAGGGUUCCUUGGUCCCACUGCUAAAAACCAGCUCCUGUAGGAGAAGAGAACCAAACCAAAACAAACUUCUAAAUUGGUGAAUAGUUUUUGUCUCGCUCUUAAGCAUGGUACUAAAAUUCACUUAAAUUGUGGCUUAAAUAAAUUUCUAUGGACUU
Molecule: messenger RNA, 6052 nt
Organism: Ceratotherium simum simum (southern white rhinoceros)
Lineage: Eukaryota; Metazoa; Chordata; Mammalia; Perissodactyla; Rhinocerotidae
Source: RefSeq, a predicted model, not a curated record